CUGCAAUGUCGUAUGUUCCAGCAGCAGCAUUGCACGAUAAUGUGCCUUCUUCUACAUCACGCAUGGCCGAUUUUAAUGCAAUAUCCGACCACUCCCGUCUACUACUACUACUUUUCCGCUUAUAUUUUCUCGGCAUUCUGAAACAAAAUUUGCAUUAUAGAGGUAAGAUGACGAAUUCGUCAUUUUACCCCCGCCAUCUUACCCCAUGGGUACAAAAGCGAAUAAUUUUGAGGUUAUAUUUUAUGGGUAAAGGCUUGGAUUAAGCGCAGAAAUAUUCUAGGGGCUUCCGCUCGACUUCUAAAAGAGAUAGCAACCGAAGAUCCAGAAACAUAUAAGAAUUUUAUGAGAUUAUCGCCCUCAAAAUUUGAUGAAUUAUUAACACUAGUUCAAAACUUACAAAAUCGGAGACAUUUAUGAGAGCCCCACUUUCUCCCCGAAUAAAAUUGGAGGUGACAUUGCGAUACCUGGCUAGUGGCGACAGUUUGGCCUCUCUACAAUACUUAUACAGACUACCGAGGUGCACUAUUUAUGCUUUUUUACCAGAUGUUCUGUUGGCUGUAUACGAAGUGCUUGGCAACUACAUAAAGGUUCCUGAAAGUGAAGAAGACUGGAGACAUAUUGAAGAAGGAUUUUCUGCACAGUGGAAUUUCCCUCAUUGCUGCGGAACGAUAAAUGGAAAACACGUUCAGGUGCAGCGCCCACCGAAUAGUGGAUCCCAAUUCUAUAAUUAUAGAAGAACUUACAGCAUAACUCUUUUUGCUUUAGUUGACGCAGAUUAUUGCUUUAAAUAUAUAGAAGUAGGGACCGAUGGUAGAGCAAAUGAUAGCACUAUAUUUAGGAAUUCUGAUUUGAAUAAGGCUAUGAUAAAUGGAUCAUUAAAUUUUCCACAAGAUUCCUUAAGGCGGCUCCGACGCAGUGAGUUUCAGGCCAUUUACAAGGGUUUAGCUGCUUCGGAAUUGACGCUCCAUUUUUCUAUAUAUUUGAAUAAAAUUUAUACAGUAUGUUCAGAAGACAAUUGUCCAGGGUGCUAUAGAGCCACUUUUCUAAAAAAAAAUUUUUUUCAGGAGUUAUGGUGGGUGGAAAUGCAGAUAAUUGUUGUUCGACUUCUCGAUUUUUUUAAAAAUAACCCAGAGGAAAAAACGAAAAAGUGGCUCUAUAGCACCCUGUGGAGUCUUGUUUUUAGUGCACUGUGA
Acanthoscelides obtectus is the source of this 1193-nucleotide messenger RNA. NCBI's taxonomy places the organism in Eukaryota, Metazoa, Arthropoda, Insecta, Coleoptera, Chrysomelidae. The record is from the annotation of a GenBank genome assembly.